Messenger RNA from Amoebophrya sp. A120, 971 nucleotides. NCBI's taxonomy places the organism in Eukaryota, Dinophyceae, Syndiniales, Amoebophryaceae. The record is from the annotation of a GenBank genome assembly.
CUCUUACCCAGCAAAGCAACACCCUCACUUCAGCUUCACCCCACAGAGAAUCGCAGUGUUAAAAAAACAUCAUGCCGGAAUCCUCCCCAGCCCCUCUUCCGGAUAUCCAAGAAAAAAACAUUGUAGGUGUAACUUUUUUGGAGGAACAGCAUUACAAAUUUGUCUGGCAUGACAGCAAAAACCUGUCAUGCGCAGAUAGUACGUGAAAACGCCGAUGAAUGGGCCCUACAAUGCCGGCACAGCAUGACAGGCUCAAUCAAUUUGCAUGUUGCGCAUCACAAAUUUACACUAACAGCCUUUUUUUCUUGGAUACCGGACCUGAGCCGCACAGUGCGGUUCAACGAGGACGAGAAUCUGAACAACGAGAAGCACGAUUUGUCGGGCCUGUUCUACAUAUGCAUUGCAAAUAUGUCUGGGUCUGGAAGAUUGUGAGAUUUCUCAUGCUAGUUUGGCAUAACUCUGAACUUUGUAUUGCGUGGCCAUGAAGAACACACUCCUCUGGUCUGUCGUGCAAACACGAUGUUUCUCAUGCGGAAUACGCAACACAGAGCCACGAGAAAAUCUGUCAUGUUGCUUGGCGGUGCAUUACUUUACAGUGCGCUUCUUGUUCACUGACAUGCAUCACAAGUUUCCAGACCCACACAUUUUUGCACUUGAUACUACACGACGAGACGGCAGUAUUUGAUCAACCAACUCCCCGUGACCGAGCCGAAAUCGAAACAGUUGACGGAAUAUCCUGUGCAAAAUUAUCGUACUCGUAAUAUUGCAGUCUUGCAUUACAAAUCUUGUUCUUAAGGGGUAAAUCAGAAUUACAAAUUUUAUUUCUCAUGCUGAGGAAAUUUGUAAUGCAUUUAUACGAGUACGAUACUUUUGCAAUGCAUACGGAACUAGAGAAAAUCGAACUAGAAGCGAAAGAAGAGCUCGACUUUGCUUUGAAAUUUGCCAAUGCCUGUAGGAGGUCAACAGCGGUC